Nanorana parkeri is the source of this 2882-nucleotide messenger RNA. It is a transcript of the gene AACS, whose product is annotated as acetoacetyl-CoA synthetase. NCBI's taxonomy places the organism in Eukaryota, Metazoa, Chordata, Amphibia, Anura, Dicroglossidae. Gene Ontology annotation, biological process: lipid metabolic process; positive regulation of insulin secretion. The record is from RefSeq and is a predicted model, not a curated record. Gene Ontology annotation, cellular component: cytosol. Gene Ontology annotation, molecular function: acetoacetate-CoA ligase activity. The coding region runs from base 57 to 2075 and encodes 672 amino acids. The transcript is spliced from 18 exons.
GAGCGUGUCAAACUGUUGCAGGCACAGAGAAGUGCAGCCACACAAGGAAAUUCAGCAUGUCCAAGAAGGAGGAUUCGAUGGAGGAGAUCAUGGAGUCCAAAGUGAUGUGGUACCCCGAUAGCAAGAAAAUCACACAGAUGGACCAGUUCAGAGCCAGGGUCAACAAGAAUUUUGGGCUCAGUCUGGCCAAUUACAAUGAACUAUACCAGUGGUCUGUGGAAUGCUAUCCAGAGUUUUGGGCAGAAUUUUGGGAUUUCAGUGGUCUUGUCUACUCACUUAUGUAUGAUGAGGUCAUUGACAGGUCCAAAGGAGUUGCUGAUGUUCCAGAAUGGUUUCAUGGGAGCCGUUUGAAUUAUGCUGAGAACCUUCUCAAACACAAGGAGAAUGAUAAAAUUGCUCUAUAUGCUGCAGUGGAAGGCAGGGAGAAUGUGGAAAAGGUGACUUUUGAAGAGCUGAGAAGAAAUGUAGCUUUAUACGCCGCUGCCAUGAGGAAGAUGGGACUUGAAACUGGAGACCGUGUUGUUGGCUACCUUCCAAACUGCAUCCAGACAGUGCAAGCCAUGUUGGCAGCUGCAAGCAUUGGAGCAAUUUGGAGUGCCACUUCCCCAGACUUUGGAGUCAAUGGAGUCCUGGACAGAUUUUCCCAAAUUCAGCCCAAGCUGAUCUUCUCUGUGGAAGCUGUAAUUUAUAAUGGGAAGGAACAUGGUCAUCUGGAGAAGCUGCAUAAUGUAGUGAAAGGAUUACCAGACUUGAAGAAAGUAGUAGUGAUUCCGUAUGUCCAGGCAAAAGAGAAAAUAGACAUCUCUAAGAUUCCUAACAGUGUGUUCCUGGAUGAUUUCCUAGCAACUGGAAAAGUGGGGGACCAGGACCCACAGCUGGAGUUUGAGCAACUUCCCUUCAAUCACCCCUUGUAUAUUAUGUACUCAUCUGGUACUACUGGAGCCCCCAAAUGUAUGGUGCAUUCUGCUGGGGGUACCUUGAUCAAACAUUUGUCAGAGCAUAUGCUGCAUGGAAAUACUACGAGCAGUGAUAUCAUCAUGUACUACACCACGGCAGGAUGGAUGAUGUGGAACUGGCUGGUUACAGCUAUAGCCACCGGAGCGUCAGUGGUGCUCUAUGAUGGGUCUCCUCUUGUUCCUAAUCCCAACGUACUUUGGGAUCUGGUGGAUCGACUGGGGAUAACUAUUCUGGGAACUGGAGCCAAGUGGUUGGCUGUCCUAGAAGAGAAGAAUUUAAAACCUCGUGAAACCAACAGCCUGCAAACACUUCACACCAUACUAUCAACUGGAUCGCCACUAAAGCCACAGAGCUAUGAUUAUGUUUAUAAGCAUAUAAAAAGCAACGUUCUUCUUGGAUCCAUCUCAGGUGGUACAGACAUUAUAGCUUGUUUUAUGGGACAGAAUACUACCAUUCCAGUAUACAGAGGGGAAAUCCAGGCCAGGAAUGUGGCAAUGGGGGUGGAAGCAUGGAGUGAGGAAGGAAAAGCAGUGUGGGGGGAAAGUGGAGAACUAGUGUGCUUAAUUCCGCUCCCGUCUCAGCCCACACACUUCUGGAACGAUGAAGAUGGCAGCAAAUACCAGAAAGCGUACUUCUCCAAAUUCCCAGGUGUCUGGGCUCAUGGUGACUACUGCAAAAUUAACCCCAAAACAGGAGGCAUCGUCAUGUUGGGGCGCAGCGAUGGCACUCUGAAUCCUAACGGGGUCCGAUUUGGAAGCUCGGAAAUCUACAAUAUAGUUGAAUCCUUUGAGGAGGUAUCAGACAGCUUGUGUAUUCCCCAGUACAACAAAGAUGGGGAAGAGCGAGUGAUUCUCUUUCUUAAAAUGAACAAUAAUUACACUUUUGGCAGUGACCUGGUGAAGAGGAUAAGAGAUUCUAUUAGAAUAGCACUGUCUGCCAGGCAUAUACCAUCUCUGAUCCUUGAAACCAAAGACAUUCCAUACACAAUUAGCGGGAAGAAAGUAGAAGUUGCUGUAAAACAAAUCAUCGCGGGCAAGGAAGUAGCGCAUCGCGGGGCGUUCUCCAACCCCCAGUCCCUGGAUCUAUACCGCAAUAUUCCAGAGCUGCAGAAUUUCUGAGAGACUAUGGGGAUCAUAUACAUUGACCUGCAUGGAUGGCACAGACUAAUAAGGGAAAUUCUGUAUUUCCAAGGUAUAUGUGACUUGUGCCAGCAGCCGUAUCUUGUUCUACAGGGAAGAAUCAACCUUCUAUCUACAUUCUGUCAACACACCAAAGUCAUUGCAUUCAGUUUUAUAAAUAGCAUUUCAGAACCAAAUGUCAUAUUCUCUCUUCUGGAAAGCAUGAGUUUAAGCCAUGGCAUCUGUUAUGUAAAAUUAGGUCAGUUUCCUCAUCUUAAUCCAAGGACACAAACUGUACACUUCUCCAGCUGUUCAAGUGGCCCUGUCUAGAAAAAACCCCAGAAAUGUCUACAGCCUGUAAGAAAUCUGAAAUGCUAUGCACUGUUACAGUCACCAAUCCCUCUCAUGAGCAUGGUACCCUGUACAAUUCUAGCCCAUCAUUCCUGUAUAUUUGCUAUCAUGGCAUGAGCUGUUACAGCAUGUGACCGUUUAGGAGCAAUUCAUGAGCCUGCUGGAAUUGUCUGCAUUGUCUCAGGAGCAGAGCAGACAUUAGGCUCCUGGGGAUUAUCAUGAUAAUAAUCUGCUUAGAGAAGGACAAAUACAUACUAGCGUUAGACCAUUUUGAAUUUAGAUAUAUCGGUACAAUGUCAGCACAUAGUAAACACUGCUUUAUAUAUACAGUAUAUAUAUAUAUAAUGGUGUCUUCAAUGUAGAGUUCAAGUAAUAGGUCCACUUUCCAUGAUAUGUCUUUAUGUGCUUCCACUCCAAAUGAAGUCAUACGUUCCCUACUCCUUCUAUAGACAGGUG